Molecule: messenger RNA, 5140 nt
Organism: Clarias gariepinus (North African catfish)
Lineage: Eukaryota; Metazoa; Chordata; Actinopteri; Siluriformes; Clariidae
Gene: abcd2
Product: ATP-binding cassette sub-family D member 2
Exons: 10
Coding region: 93-2333 (746 amino acids)
Biological process (GO): long-chain fatty acid import into peroxisome; very long-chain fatty acid catabolic process; peroxisome organization
Cellular component (GO): peroxisomal membrane
Molecular function (GO): long-chain fatty acid transmembrane transporter activity; ABC-type transporter activity; ATP hydrolysis activity
Source: RefSeq, a predicted model, not a curated record
AUAACGGUGCUGCAGCAAAACCGGCUCAGGGAGCAGGGUGCAUAAGGGUUUGUAUUACCAGAUGGUGCGGAUUAUAGAGCCAAGAGGGAAAAAUGACGAGCAUAUUGCAUGCAGCGUCUAAGGUAAAGUGGAAUAAGAGCGCGGCGGCCAAACGAGCGGUGUUUCUAGCGGCUGCUGCAUACGGCGUGAAAACCCUUUAUCCCGUUAUCUACAAACGAAUCGCUAAACGCAAAGAGCACAAAAGCACCGCUAACGGACAACGAGAGCGGAAUGGACAGGUGGCGACACACAGAUCUACACUAGAAAGCGUGUCAGGUCCCGGUGAGAGUCACAGGUCGCCUGGCGUGGACGCGCGCUUCUUCCGUCAGAUUGUAGAUUUGAUCCGAAUCGUUUUCCCGACGCUCGCGACCCGAGAGCUAGCCUUGCUGUGCUUACACUCGGCAGCGCUGGUCUCGCGGACUUUCCUGUCCAUUUACGUUGCCGGUUUGGAUGGAAAGAUCGUCAAGAGCAUCGUGGAGAAGCGGCCGCGCAGCUUCAUCGUCAAGCUGAUGAAGUGGCUGCUCGUGGCCGUGCCCGCGACCUUCGUGAACAGCGCCAUCCGUUACCUGGAGGGGAAGCUCGCGCUGGCCUUGCGCACGCGCCUCGUGGAGCGCGCGUACGCGACCUAUUUCGCCGAGCAGACGUAUUACCGUGUGGCGAACAUGGACGCGAGACUGGCCAAUCCCGACCACUCGCUCACGGAGGACGUAGCGAUGUUCGCGCAGUCUGUCGCGCGCCUCUACUCCAAUCUCACCAAGCCGGUGCUGGACGUGAUCCUCACCUCGUACACGCUCAUCCAGACCGCGAGGUCGCGCGGUGCCGGGGCCACGGGGCCCACGCUGCUGGCCGGCUUGGUGGUGUUCGUCACCGCUAAAGUGCUGCGGUGGUGUUCCCCGACUUUCGGCCAGCUGGUGGCUGAGGAGGCGCGUAGGAAGGGGCACCUGCGCCACGCCCACUCCAGGAUCAUCGCUCAAGCGGAGGAGAUUGCCUUCUACGGAGGGCACAAGGUAGAGAUGCUGCAGCUACAGAAAUGCUACAAGGCUCUGGCUGAGCAGAUAAAUCUGAUUCUGUCCAAGCGCCUGUGGUACAUCAUGAUCGAGCAGUUCCUCAUGAAGUACGUUUGGAGUGGAUGUGGACUUGUCAUGGUGGCAGUGCCUAUCAUUACUGCCACCGGCUUUGCUGACAACGAACUUGCAGAUGGCCAAACACAAGUGUUAGUAAGUGAGAGGACAGAAGCCUUCACAACUGCACGCAAUCUUCUAGCCUCAGGGGCAGAUGCCAUUGAGAGGAUCAUGUCGUCUUACAAGGAGGUCACCGAGCUGGCCGGAUACACAGCCCGCGUCCACAACAUGUUCCUGGUGUUUGAGGAGGUGCAAAGGGGUGUGUAUAAGCGUUCGCUGGUGUCCACGACUGCAGCAGCUGGAGACAAAAGCGCUGGGAGGCCUGAGCUGAAUAUUGAUGGUCCACUCGAGAUCAAAGGAAAAGUGAUUGAUGUGGAUAAGGGUAUAGUGUGUGAGAAUGUUCCCAUCAUCACACCAAACGGGGAUGUGGUUGUGUCCUGCCUGAACUUUAAGGUGGAAGAGGGCAUGCACCUGCUGAUCACAGGACCUAACGGUUGUGGGAAAAGCUCUCUGUUCCGCAUCCUUAGCGGUCUCUGGCCUGCUUACAGUGGCAUGUUGUACAAACCUGUACCACAACAUAUGUUCUACAUCCCACAAAGGCCAUACAUGUCAAUUGGGACACUAAGAGAUCAGGUGACAUACCCCGACUCUGUGGAGGACAUGCAUGAGAAAGGCUACCGAGACAAAGACCUGGAAGACAUUCUGGAUAUUGUCAACCUCAAACACAUUGUCACCAGAGAAGGAGGUUGGGAAGCUGAGGUGGACUGGAAGGAUGUGCUGUCAGGAGGAGAGAAACAGAGGAUGGGCAUGGCUCGCAUGUUUUACCAUAGACCCAAGUACGCUCUGCUGGAUGAGUGCACAAGUGCUGUCAGUAUUGAUGUGGAGGGCAAAAUAUUUCAGGCUGCAAAGGAUGCUGGGAUCUCCUUGCUGUCUAUUACCCAUCGGCCCUCUCUAUGGAAGUACCACACACACCUGCUGCAGUUUGACGGUGAGGGAGGUUGGCGGUUUGAGCAGUUGGAUACAGCUACUCGGCUCUCUCUCACCGAGGAGAAGCAGCGACUGGAGGCUCAGCUCGCGGGCAUUCCCAAAAUGCAACAGAGACUGAAUGAACUGUGUAAGAUCCUGGGCGAGGACUCUGUGCUGAAGACUAUCGAGUGCAGUGAAAGGGAAUAAGAGACAAAGAGCUAAAAUUACAGCACACGCACACUGCACGGCAGCCAAAAGCAACUUUGCCCACUGAAUCCCGACUGGUCAGCACUUUAAGGCUGCAGCUCAACUUUAUCCAUGACAGCGUAAGUUAUGUUCUGGCCUCUCUUUAUCCCACAAUCCCCUGCACAUUUAUACAGCAAUGUACAUUGAAAAUGACUGGGAAGGACGUUUUAUCGAGACUCAGAACUAGGGAGUUCCUGCAGUGUUAAACAGUGACUUUUCAAGUUUGUCGCUUUUUAUAAAAAUGCCAUUUUAUUGUCUUUAUUUACCCUUAGGGAGAUUUCAUUAGUCUCUUAGCUAUGUUUUAUCCCAUAGUUUUAAAGAUGUUUGUAAUUAUCACAGUAUAAUCGACAACUUAAAAAAAUGGAUUGAUUGCAACACAUGUUUUACUGGCUUUUAUGUUUUUAUUAAUGUACAUGUCAUUCUGGGGCAAUGACAGCUAUCGCUGUUUCUUUGAAGAAAUAUCUGUACCCGCUAUGAUGCUGCAUAUUGUUUUGUUCUUUCUAUUGACAUACAAAGUAUGUGGUUUGGGCUUAUGAUCAACAGAUACUUACACAGCUUAAACAGCUGAUUUUUUUUACUCCAAAAUCUAAAGUCUAGUUUGAUAUUUGUUUAGGAACAGCUAUUUCAUUGACUAUUCAGUGCUAUUAAUUAGAACCUGCUUUUUCUUAGUGAUUGGUUUUAUUAGCCUUAGUUUUACUUUUAGAAACUUGUUACCUUUUGGGGAUUCUGGUUUGAUUAAGGAGAUUCUCAAAAUCUUCAAUAAACAUUUUAUCCUGGUCAUAGGUAUAGUCGAUCUCUGUAACUUCGAUCAUGAGGCAGGAUUACACCAUUGAAAUUUAGUGGAUCCAGUCCACCCUAGUGGAGUGAUGGGACGAAACUGGAGAACUCAAGACUGAGUUUGUGGUCAACAGUUCACAUGGGAGUUUGGUGUGGCGUUUAUUAUGGUUUGAUUAAAUCCAGAAGCACUUUUGUGAUAACAGAGAAAACCAGAUGAUUAUUUACUUCAGUUUUUUCCUAACAAGAAGUCAGAUCCUGACAGAUUAUUGAUUUGAUAUAUACGUUGAUUUAGUGCAGAAGGACUAAGGUGCAGGAUCUGCUAUAAGACAAAAAUGUGUCUUGUAGUGCAAACAAUAUGAUAAGUAAUGGACUGCAGUCUGGUUAUUUUGUGAUCAUCAUAUAAUAACAAAAACAUCUGUUUCCCAUUAAAUCCUAAACCAGACAGAACACAAUAUUCAUAAUAAGGACACGAUUUGUUUUUAUAAUUAACAUGAAUCGUUCAAACAUGUCUGUCUAUCGAUGGACUGAGAUACUGUGAAUUUUCUCUGAGUCUGGGUUGGGACUUAUGAGCAAAUACAUUUUUAUAAACUGCACUUGAGCUAGAAAUUAUGUGGACAGACUUGUGGUGUAACUUUAGUAGGCUUAAUCAUACACUGUAUUUGGUGUCUCAAAAGUGUCUUCAUACAUGUUUAAGGCAUACUGCCUUAACGUAAAAACACACAACAUUAUGCUGAAUAUUGUGUGGGUUCCUCUUGUACCACUGAGGCACUACUUGCCCUUCGGGGCAUCACUCCACAGGACCGCUGAGGAUGUGCUGUGGUGUCUGGCUCCAGGACAGUGCCAGCAGAUCCUUUAGGUGUCUACCCUUACUGUAUAUGUGAUGGGCUGAGGUGCACUGGUGCCUAUCUAUCAUGGCCAGAAUUUACUUUUUUUCAGCAAUUUGCGAUACAUAAGCCUUUCCUGUCACCAGUUUUCUGGUAUUUAAUUGAUAAUCAUUGUUAAUAUGUUAAUGUUAUGUGGUGUUAAUGUUAUUGCUGGUAGGUAGGUAGGUAGGUAGAUAGAUAGAUAGAUAGAUAGAUAGAUAGAUAGAUAGAUAGAUAGAUAGAUAGAUAGAUAGAUAGAUGGAAUUAUUAUUUUCAGAAUGCCUUUGACAAAAGUAGAAUAUAAUGAAAUAUUUCAUUGCGAAGAUGAUUUAAAGGAACACGUUCGAGGUGCAAAACAUGCACAACACCAAAUGUGUUAAUGAGUUCAUCUUGAGUGGGAAAGACAACUCUGUGUGUGUUAACAAAGAAAUUGCAAUCAUGUAGUGAAUGUUUUGUGAAUAGAGUUACAUUUUGCAAAAAAAAAAAAAAAAAGUCCUCAUGUAUGGGGACAUCUUUGAGACACCUUGGAGUUUAGAAACAUAUUCUGCUUUGCAUUAGGAACUCACAAUUGUAGAAGGUCUAGGUGCUCUUUUCUUUAUUAUUUUUCCAAAUAUUUGUUUGUGGCUUAUGAAACAACUUGAAUGCCUGAGGCAUCCAACUUUUACCAUUAGAUAGCAUCUUCGUUUCUUUGGUUUUGGUUUUAUAUCUGUAUCAGGGCCUGUAAUUCAUGUAAUUCUGGAAUUGUAAAUAGAUGGGGUUUUAUAUGUUUGAAACUUAUGUGAUAACCUAUAUUUUGCCUACACCAGAGUAUCAGAGAAAUUUUUUCUGAUGUGAUGACUUUGCAUAAUUUACUAUUAAUACUAUUAAUAUUAAUAUUGCUAUUAAUAUUAAAAAUUGGUACCUGGAUAUAGCCAGCAUGUUUUUGCAAAGUCUUUUUCAGGCAAGUUCUGCAUUUUUAUUCCCGCACAAAUCCAAAUAUAUCUUCUUGGAAAUAUAACUUGGAAUGGACAAACUGUCAUUUUGCAUGUCAUGAUUCGCCCAUAUUUUGUCUAAUGUAAGAAAAUGUACAAUUUGAAAGUUGCCUGUUAAGAAUCUAAACAGAGCUGAAAUGUGAGUACCCUGUAAAUA